UAGGACUUUGGUCGGCUGCUUUCCGCUUAACACAAGAACAAGAACGCUAUUUUGUCUCCUCCACGCAAUUACCUCUUCUUCUCUCAGACAUUUCGUCAAACAGAUGGUGCUCGUUCUGAAACAGCUUACGAACUAACAAGGAGACAGACACUAAGCUUGGUUAUCUCCGAUUAGAAGGGGGAAAAAGCGAAAACGAGGGCUUGAGACGAGUGAUGUGAUAGAGAUGGAAGGAGUUGAGCUAGAACUAGAGAGAAGAAGCAAGUUCUUGAACAGUUUGAUACAGAAGAAGAAGGCUAAAGAACAGCAAGAUCAGAAAGAUGAGUUCAAUGUUCGAGUUAGGGCUUCAGAUAUGCCUUUGGUUCAACAGAACAGAGCCUUUAGUUUGUCGCGUGAGAUUUUGAAUGCUACUCCUGGGAAAGCUGACAACAAAAGACUCGCUCUUACCCUAAAAAAGACGAGUGAUGUGAUAGAGAUGGAAGGAGUUGAGCUAGAAUGAGAGAGAAGAAGCAAGUUCUUGAACAGUUUGAUACAGAAGAAGAAGGCUAAAGAACAGCAAGAUCAGAAAGAUGAGGUCAAUGUUCGAGUUAGAGCCAGAUAUGCCUUUGCCUCUACAGAACAGAGCCUUUAGUUUGUCGCAUGAGAUUUUGAAUGCUACUCCUGGGAAGGCUGACAACAAAAGACUCGCUCUUGCCCUAAAAAAGAGUGUAGAUGGCUCAGUGUUUGAUGAACAAAUUUUAAACUGUGAGGAUAUUAUUCCUUCUGUGAGGGCUUUGAUGAUUAGCUUUUGAUUUUAACAUAUGGAGCGGCAUGGAGCACUUUUUGAUGCUAAGAAUUUGCGAAUCCCUCAAUUUAUCAUAUUCGAGUAGGUAGAGGCAUUGAUUGACUCAUACAUUGGUUUUAUGAAGUAGUUGAGUAAAACAAUAUAGUGUUCACUUAUCUAUGUGCACCUUAUCUUUUUUGUCUCAUUGUUUCAGCUGUUUAACUUGUUUUA
This is a messenger RNA of Arabidopsis lyrata subsp. lyrata, 991 nucleotides long. RefSeq lists its product as uncharacterized. The transcript has 3 exons. The record is from RefSeq and is a predicted model, not a curated record. The coding region runs from base 224 to 496 and encodes 90 amino acids. Lineage: Eukaryota; Viridiplantae; Streptophyta; Magnoliopsida; Brassicales; Brassicaceae.